Molecule: messenger RNA, 419 nt
Organism: Chara braunii
Lineage: Eukaryota; Viridiplantae; Streptophyta; Charophyceae; Charales; Characeae
Source: the annotation of a GenBank genome assembly
GCCGAAGACGCCAAAGACAACUCGGGGAAACUCACCGCAGAUGCCCAAGUUCACGCCUGCUACGCGCGGGGCGUUGGAACGAUUACGCUACCGGAAUAAGGUGAUCGACGAUCUGAAGGCUCUCGAUGUUGUCGAGCUACAGAAGCAAUGCAAGACUGAAGGGAUACCCUACAAUGGAAAAAUCGAGGCGAUACUCGAUAUUGCCGAUACCAGGGUAUUGGCGAGAUUCGGGACAACGACACAAGAACCUGCCGAUGUGAUACGUGUUGAGGAAUCAGAGGAUCGAGGAGGGAGCUCAGACCAUGAUGCCGGAUCCGGCGAUGUGGUGGCUUGAGAACGUUUGGAGACGCCGAAGCUUUGGAAGCUUUGCAAGUACCUCACUGAGUUGAGAAGGGAAUCGUACGUGGUUGACCCAAGAG